AUGGAAACGCAGAUUCUUCGCAAAGUUAAAGCAGAAUUACGAACGAUGGCAGGUCAGGAAAGUUGAUAAUUUUAAAGAUCAUUGGCAAGAAUCAAAUGGUGAGGAUAAAUUAGAAAACAACCUAAGAUUUUCAUUACUUCCGAUUUACAUCCCCAGGGGGGAAGGGGUACUCUGUAUAAUGGCCUAUACAGGGACGGUUCUGCCCGAAAAAGGUACCUUUAUCAGUCUUCAGAGUAGGGGUUUCACUAGUUGAAGUAUAUAAAAGGGUAGGGAAAUCUGUCAUUUAAUUUAUUUGGUCUGUAAAAAGACCUGAAAGGGUUAACAGAGGGAUUUUAAGCCUCUGUGAAAAUGUCCAGAAAUUUUCCUGGUUUUGUGAUUCAAUCAUAUUUUAAUUAAGACAACACACUUACAGUAGUUAAAAGGGAUGCAAAGUUCUAAAUUAGGUAUGUGAAAGGAGUACCACAUAAAGGGGUAAUGGGUUUGACCUCGGAGAGAAGCCCCCCCCCCCCCCCCCCCCCCCCCCCCCAAACCUUUUUUGAUAACCCCCGGGGUGCCCCCCUAACCCAAAGUUAACAAGUUAUUUACAAUCAAUGUUGUUAUACCUUGUAUGAAAAAAAACCAAAAAAAUAAAACAAACCAACAAACAAAAAGAAAAAACACAAAUAAACAAACGUAUGGGUAAUGGGUUUGGACUCGGAUGGAAGACCCCCCCCCCCCCCCCCAACCCCGGGAUAAAACUGUGUAAAAUACCUCCGAGGUUACAUCAUAAACCUAGUGUAAUCAGUUAGUACCUAUGAAGUUCGAAUAACCAUGUAGGUAAAAAAACCAUAAAGAUUCAGCAAUUCAUCGAGGAACAAGGUCAACAUCAGUUUAAUCAAGAGUAUGUGCAACAUGUGUUAGAACAUCGCGGUGUUAAAAAUUUUGAAAGUCAACUCUACUUCUGGAUGCAAAUGAAGAAGGCGAGAGGCCGAAAAGCUGAAUGAAGCAACUACUGAUUCUCUACGUCUGUCCAUUUUUUAAACUUAAGAACUUUUCAUGUUCACACAUUUUCAUUUUCAAGUUUGCAAGUUUUACCUUUUUUCUCAGAUAAAUUAUAAUGUUUUUAAUUAGGUCUUGGCCAAUAUAACAACGGCAAUUCAAGAGUGAAGCGAACAUUACCAGAUGAUUCACCAACAAAAUCCGUUCAAACUGCAUCCCAAGUAAAGCUGCUAAACAAACAAGAGCUUCGUCUAUUGCAAAACAAAUUCUGCGCAAAAGAUCAAACGCUUUGCCGCUUAGGUCCAAGAGGUAAAACAGGGCGACGGGGAAGACCCGGAUCGCAAGGGAGACCAGGCCCCCCAGGGAAGCCCGGGCCAGAAGGCCCUCCUGGUAAACAUGGGCCAGUAGGACCUCCAGGAUCCAUCGGCAUUAAAGGGGAUCUCGGAGUACCGGGGGUUCCUGGUCCCAUGGGUCCUAGAGGCCCACCAGGUGAAAAGGGAACCAAGGGUGAGCCGGGCCAGUCCAUCACGGCUCCUUCUCUACUGCAGAGUCCUGUUGAAACAACUGUCAAUCAAAGUCAGACGGCCAUCUUGAAAUGUUCAGCAGAUGGUAAUCCAACUCCACAGAUCACGUGGUCUAAGAUGAACUCGCGACUUCCUGUGGGACGUCACAAGGUAACGUCCAGUGGUGCUCUGAUUUUGAGGGACGUGAGGCAUGGAGACGAGGGAGUUUACAGCUGUGAAGCUAAAAAUUUACUGGGGAGCGUUAACGCUUCAGCUACACUCACUGUACAGUGUAAGUCGACCUGGUUAAAGUACACUAAGAAUUUUAUUAAUCGACAAUUACCAGCGGAGUCUUGAAAUUAAACUUCAAAAAGAUAGUUUGGAUAGACCGAGAUUAAAAAGCUCCAUAAACAGAACAUUAGAAAAAAAUUCGUACAUUAUGUCAUUGGUUACAAUUGGAUAUUAAACUUCAAAUCAUGGUAUUAUGGUACAGUUCAGACAGUGUUUAACCGAAAACAUGUAUUUUGUCGUUCUCAAUUUUGCUAAAUCUGAUCUGUAUCUGGAUAUUGCUUAGUGUCAAUUGUACCCGGGAGGGGAGGACUCCGCAUAUGAAAGGGGUGGGGAUGCUCGUCGUCUCGCUAAGGGGUGUAAAUUUCGGAUUUUAGUCUCAUUUAGGCUGUUGUGGGCAAAACGCCAUCAUAUUUAGCCGUGAAGGUCUCGUUUAUGGUUGCACGCCAAAAAAUAUAAAAAUACGUAUUUGAUAUGUGUAUUUUUAAUUCGUUUUAUUUACUCCAUUCAUACAAUCCAAGUUUUCUCAUUUGUCUGUGUUUUAACUUGGUCAUCGGUCUCCUUUAGGGGUUUAAUUCAAAAUUUCCGACGAGCAUCCCCACCCCUUUCAUAUGCGGACUCCCCCCCGGGAAUUGUAUCGAGAAGGGCAACAACGAAGGCUACCAAACCAUUUAUCUCCUUAAAAUAAGCCACUUGUAAACACAUUUUGGGGGCCACUAGCCUGUUUUUGGCUCCGAGAUAGUCGGGUCCGCUGAAAUGAGAAAGCGCGAACACGAAAAUAAAGCGGGAGGAAACGUGCCUUUUACUUUCGCGUCUUCCCCACUAUCUGAGAGCCUAGAACAGACUAGGGACCACUGAUUUGUUUGAACUGCACUUUAACUCAGACUUUCUUUAAGAACCGGCCCCGAUUUUCUAUUUUUCGCCAGUUGGUCCGCAACUUUCAUUGUCAUCCAAUCGACUGAUGGCUGAAGAGAAACAAAACGUCACCAUCGCCUGCACUGCUACUAGUCAGCCGUCACCUAGGAUCACGUGGUCCAAGUCAGUGGGAAGUUUACCUGGAGGCAGAAUCAAGAUGCAAGGUGGAACCCUGAAAAUCUACAGUGUCACAAAAAAGGAUGUUGGAAUAUACAUUUGUAAAGCAGAGAAUACUCUGGGUUCGGUAACAGACACUGCUCAACUUAUUGUAUACUCUCCUUUGCGGUUCAAAGUCCUUCCUCCACAACAAGUGACUCCUUACACUGGUUCCACUCUCCGUUUGCCGUGUGUGGCCGAGAGUGAGCUGAGCACUACAAUUACUUGGUUAAAGAAUGGCGUUGGUGUGCUUCCAGCAAACACACAUGUUCUUCAAAGCGGCACUCUAGUUAUUGAGAACAUCAAGAAUUCCCCUGAAGGCUCUUAUACCUGUCGAGCGAGUAAUGCACUAGCAACAAUAGAAGCUAUUGUUAAAAUCAAUGCUCCGAUUCCCGCUUCCUGUUCUGAAGUUAAAAAAUACAUUAGCAGUGUAAGCGGAAAUUACGUCAUUGAUCCUGAUGGCGAGGGAGGUCUGGCACCAUUCACGGUGUUCUGUGACAUGACUGAUAAAAGUGGAGUUGGCGUGACAGUCAUUAGUCACGACAGUGAGAGUAGAACACAUGUCUCUGGAUGUGAUCCAUCAGGGUGUUACUCACGUGACAUUCAUUACACAGGAGCGAGUCUGUCUCAGCUGGCGCGUCUCACCAAAGUCUCUUCACACUGUGAACAGUUUAUCAAGUACGAGUGUUAUAAUUCAGCGAUAUUCAGAUGGGUGGGAAUGGCCUGGUGGGUGUCACGUAGUUCCACAAAGAUGACGUACUGGGGUGGAGCGUCACCUGGCAGUAGAAAGUGCGCAUGCGGGAUGACCAACUCAUGUGCGCGCUCCAGUUAUGGUUGUAACUGUGAUAAGAAUGACAAUGUCUGGCGUGAGGACAGCGGUCUUCUCACUGAUAAGACAAAGCUUCCAGUAAAACAACUCAGGUUUGGUGAUGUGAGUAGUCCCGAGGAAGGUUACCACACUCUGGGGAAACUGAAGUGCUUUGGUAUUGUAUGA
Porites evermanni is the source of this 3834-nucleotide messenger RNA. The record is from the annotation of a GenBank genome assembly. NCBI's taxonomy places the organism in Eukaryota, Metazoa, Cnidaria, Anthozoa, Scleractinia, Poritidae.